Messenger RNA from Brettanomyces bruxellensis, 672 nucleotides. RefSeq lists its product as uncharacterized. NCBI's taxonomy places the organism in Eukaryota, Fungi, Ascomycota, Pichiomycetes, Pichiales, Pichiaceae. The record is from RefSeq and is a predicted model, not a curated record. Bases 1 to 672 code for a protein of 223 amino acids. The transcript has a single exon.
AUGAGAUUAGAGACGUUAAAAAAUGUCAACAAGAAUAGAGGUGUUCAUCUGAAGUUUGGGGAAGAAGAUGGUAACGAAAACAAGAGCUCGAGUGCUGAGAUCAAGAAGAUAUCUACACUGGUUGAUCUGGAUGGAAGUGAAUCUUCGGAUGAUGACGCACCAGAGGAAGAAUCAAUAAGUGCUGGUAGAGAGAUUGAAAAGCUCAAAAUAAGGAAGGAAGAUGCCGCUUUGGAGGAAAAGAGAAAGCAGGAAAAGGAAAGGAGAAGAAAAAUAGCAGAAAGGUUCAGAGAGCAGAAAGAGGAAAAGCUUCAAAAGGAGAAAGAAGAGCAGGAAUUACAAAAGAAGAAGGAGGAAUUAGAGAAUCGGGAGACAAACUUGCCGGAUGAGCUUCCUGAAGAAUUGUUAGCAACGUAUGAUCCGGAAGAAAGGCUACAAGCACGCCCAAAAAAGACAAAAUUCAAAGAAUUAACAGCUGAAGAGAGAGCAAACGAAAAGCAAAAGAAACUCAAGGAGAAGCUAGCACUAGUACGGGAAUUAAAUAAAGCAAGCCAGGAGAAAGGUCCGGUGAAGGUGAAACUCUUGGUGAAAAGAAAGUUUGAUGUUCCAGUAAGCCGAAUCUCAUCAAGAAGAAACAAGUGGCUUCGCCGAAAAUCAAUACGGCGACGUUUAUAG